CCAAUAGAUAAAGAAGCCGACAGUGCUCUUACAUCUACAGAGCAGAAUCUUAACAGUUUGGGGAAAGAUACGGGAAGUACUUUUACAUCUAUAGAGAAAGAUCUUGAUAGUCUCGACAGAGAUACAGAUAGCGCAUCUAACGUAGAAAAAGAUGUUGAUAAAGAAACCGAAGGCAUUCUAAGCUCUAUUGAUGAACACCUUGAUACUGCCAGCAAAGAAGUAGAACAUUUGGUAGUGUCAGAAAAAAAGAGUGAUGAUAAUAUUGACAGUGUAACUGAUGAAAGAACUGACCCAACUGUUCUCAAUACUGACUCAAAUGUGAAUGUUAAAGCUAUGGACGUUGGGGAAGAAACUCAAAAAGAAAUAGACAAUGAAACCGAGACUAUCCCCACAAGCUCAAGUGAAGAACUUUUAAAUAAAGAAGUAACUGUUGCAGAGGAUAAGACUUUUAAUAUAGACACUAAUGUUAAAAUCGACAUGGCAGUUAAGAUAAUGCCAGAUGAACCUGAGGCUAAUUCCUUGGAUGAACAACUUAUCUAUUCUGAUGCAGAAGGUGAUGUUGAUGAUAAAGAUUUAUUGGAUGAAAUUGAUGCAACUGACAUCAGUAACGAUAAAUUAGAACAACCUGAAAUACCCAUCUCAUCUGAUCUUUUGACCAGUCAGAAAGAUGAAAUGGAUGCAACUGACAAUAGUAACGAUAAAUUAGAACAUAUUGAAACACCCAUCCCAUCUCAUCAUUUGACCAGUCAGAAAGAUGAUAAAGAAACUGCUAAAAAGGAUGAAAUUAACAUGGAAGUUGAUGCUGACUUGUCAAUAACACAAAUGACACAAAAAUCUGAUCUAAAUGACACAAACUCAUCAGCCACUGACAUGAAUACAUCAUCAUAUGAUAUCAAAAUAGACCAUGGAUUGGACAGACCUGAUGUUAUGAUUGAUAUUCCUACACAAGAGUUGAUUGAUACAUUUGAUGAUGCCGAUGAAACAUUCGAUAAUACGGAGGGUAAAGAAGAUGAUCAAACUGUCAGUAAUAUCAUUGAUAAACUUGAUAUUAUUGAAACCAAUGUUAAUAAGUUAUCGACAGAUGAAAAACAAACUUCUACUGCUGGAACAGAAAGUAUGGAUAUUGAUAAUGAUACUGAAGUAACAGAAAAACUAGAGCUGGAAACUGCUCUAGAAACAAAAAAACCUGAUGAAGUAAAUGUUACCACAUUAGAAGAAAAAGUAACUCAUGCUGAUAUUAUAUUAGAAGCAAAUUCAGAACUAACAAAAGUACAAGAAGAAGCAUCUUUUAUUGACAAAGGAAAAUCAAAUCAAGAAGACAAAGAAUCUUCUAAAAAUUUAGAACUUAAAAAUGUUGAAGAAACAGUAACUAAAGAUGUUGAUAAAACACAGCCAUCAACUAAAGAUGUUGAAGAUACGGUAACAAAAGAUGUUGAUGAAGCACAACCAUCAACUUCUAAGUAUCAUCAGGAAUCGUCAGAUGAGGACCAGGAAGCGACAGACAGUCUUGGUCUGCUGGCCGAGUCAUCGAGGGUUAUGGAUGAUGAAGAUGACCAGGAACAGGAGGCGGAACCUGAAGAUGAUGAUGACGAUGAAGACUUUGAUCAGGAUGAUGAAAGCAAUCAAAUGACCGCCGAGCAUUCAGAAGACUCAAGUGCUCAACAAUCCGAAGCGGACGUCCCGAAGGAAACCAUGGAAGUUGAUGAAUCAAACGAUGGCCAAGCAGAAGAGUCAACUGACAUCGCUGACUUGGAUACCCAGGAUGACUUACCUGAAAUGGAUACCCAAGAUGAAUUACCUGAUGCUGCGGAGACUCCUGAUGAACCUGAUGAUGAGUCGAGUGAUGAGCUGGGUAUUCAGAUAGAACAGGUUCUGAGUCAGAAUGAGGUGGAAGAUACUAUUGUGGCCCCAGAAACCUUGGGAGCGACUGAUGAGGCACUGAAAGCUGUAGAAGUCCUUCUUGAAGAUGGAAAGGUUAUAGAAAAUACAGAAGUACCACAAGUACUUACUAUUACUGCCGAGAAGGAAACUGUUAAGCCAGCAGAAUCUGACAGUGGAAGCGCAGCCAGCAGCAAGUUGAGGCAGCUCCUACUCAGGGAUGGUGAACCUUCUGCAGCUCUGUCAGAAGAGAAAAAGUCACCGAGCAAGACCAAGAAGUUAGAAAUAUCGAAGCCCAGGAAUGAAAUCAACAUAGUUGAACUGGAAGAAAGCUCCUCUGAAGACGACAUUCAAGUAGUGAAACAAGCUGAUACACCAGCAUCACCGAAGGAUGUGACCUCAGUGACCAUUCCAUCUGAAAUAGAAGUGAUGGCGACCGCUGCCGGUGAAACUUCAGACAUACAGGAGAGAGACGGGGAAGUGCGAGUGAGCGGGCUGCCUAAACCACAGCCACAUAAGCCUACGAGACUGAACACCGACGAGAUUUCCAUCAAGACAGCCUCCACAAGUGAACCUUUAGUCAUCCCAGAAACUACCCCGGCUUCCAAAGCAGCGGAAGCGACGGCUUCAAUAGACUUCACCCUGGAAAUAUUCAGUCUCGAUUCAGACGACGAAGAAACGGAAGUCAGGAGCAAACGUAAAAGCAAACUAACGGCCGUAGAGCUAGAUAAAGCUCGUCAAACUAACAAAUGCAUCAACAUGAAUUGCACUAGUGACGGUUCCGUGCCGCUAGUACCGGCGUCAGUGUCAGCUGCCAUAUAUUACGCGGCCAACCAGCAAAGAGGUGUAGGCCUAUGUCUAUACUGCGCGAAGCGUUUUGAAGAAAGAAGCGAGUGCUUACGUAUUGGUUCCGUAUUGGCUUCGUAUAACCAAACCAAGUGCAUCAACAUGAAUUGCACUAGUGACGGUUCCGUGCCGCUAGUACCUGCGUCAGUGUCAGCUGCCAUAUAUUACGCGGCCAACCAGCAAAGAGGUGUAGGCCUAUGUCUAUACUGCGCGAAGCGUUUUGAAGAGAGAAGCGAGUGCUUCCGUGUUGGUUCCGUAUUAGCUUCGUAUAACCAAACCAAGUGCAUCAACAUGAAUUGCACUAGUGACGGUUCCGUGCCGCUAGUACCGGCGUCAGUGUCAGCUGCCAUAUAUUACGCGGCUAACCAGCAAAGAGGUGUAGGCCUAUGUCUAUACUGCGCGAAGCGUUUUGAAGAAAGGAGUGAGUGCUUACGUGUUGGUUCCGUAUUGGUUUCGUAUAACCAAAUCAAGUGUAUCAACAUGAAUUGCACUAGUGACGGUUCCGUGCCGCUAGUACCGGCGUCAGUAUCCUCUGCCAUAUAUUAUGCGGCGAACCAGCAAAGAGGUGUAGGCCUAUGUCUAUACUGCGCGAAGCGUUUUGAAGAAAGGAGUGAGAAACUAGUGGAAGGCGUAAAGGGUUCCACCCCCUUCCUCUCAAUGGACAUGUGUCUGAUUCGUGAGGAGUUCGUCGAGAUAUCAGACUCGGAUUCUGACGACGAGCCAGACAUUGAGAAAAAUGAUAGCGAGAUUAUUGGAGAGAAGGGAGCCAAGUUUUUGGAGGAACAGUUAGCAGACAUGUUCAACGAGACGUGGAAGAAAUUUAACAUGGAGGAGCGACUGUUGAGCGCACAGACCGAGAUUAAUAUAGAAGUUAGCCAGCUGGAAGGGGACAUGUUCAACGAGACGUGGAAGAAAUUCAACAUGGAGGACCGUCUGUUGAGCGCAGAGACCGAGAUUAUUAUAGAAGUUAGCCAGCUGGAAGGUCUAGGGGACAUGUUCAAGGAGACGUGGAAGAAAUUCAACAUGGAGGACCGUCUGUUGAGCGCAGAGACCAAGAUUAAUAUAGAAGUUAGCCAGCUGGAAGGGGACAUGUUCAACGAGACGUGGAAGAAAUUCAACAUGGAGGACCGUCUGUUGAGCGCAGAGACCGAGAUUAUUAUAGAAGUUAGCCAGCUGGAAGGUCUAGGGGACAUGUUCAAGGAGACGUGGAAGAAAUUCAACAUGGAGGACCGUCUGUUGAGCGCAGAGACCAAGAUUAAUAUAGAAGUUAGCCAGCUGGAAGGGGACAUGUUCAACGAGACGUGGAAGAAAUUCAACAUGGAGGAGCGACUGUUGAGCGCACAGACCGAGAUUAAUAUAGAAGUUAGCCAGCUAGAAGGUCUAGCGGACAUGUUCAACGAGACGUGGAAGAAAUUCAACAUGGAGGACCGUCUGUUGAGCGCACAGACCGAGAUUAAUAUAGAAGUUAGCCAGCUGGAAGAGGAAUGCAAGGAAAUAGACGCCAUGCUUAACGAGUGCCAGAGGGAAACGGACAAGCUGAGGAACGACCUGUACGCCAAGUUCGCUGACGAUCGUACAGAAUUGCCGCCCAUCGCCAUCAUUGACACUCCUACCAAUCAGUGGUCCGGGCUUGAAGAUGGCGUGACGUCCCCACCACCGGUGCCAGAAACUAGGGAGAGACCCAAACGUCGUUCGGCGGCAGCGGCGGAACCGCCAGCGAAGCGCGCUGCCAUCCCUCUCGGCUACGCUCCGCUAGAUGGCGCUAGCACCAGCAAACCUAUGGAAGCAAAACCGGUUCCGUCUGCAGACUUGGCAGCUCAAAACGACGAUGACAACGCGGACAUAUCGGUAGUGAAACUGUCCGUGGAGUCCGCGCCGGCUGGGUUGCCGCCGCCGGGCGUGGCUGCGCGCGCGCCGCUCCGGCCCAGCAUGCUCGUGUACGCCAUGAAGAACUCCUUCGGGGCGUGGCACAAGGUCCGCGUACAGGAGGUCCAGCCUAAAACGCCCGGCCAAUUCACCAUGUGCCGCGUAAGAUUCGAGCAGCCAAAGACAAUGACGAAGCUACUUCCGGCGCGCUGCCUCGCUUAUGAACAACCACCGGAAGUGCGGCUCACUAUUGGUACCCGAGUGGUGGCGUUGUUCAAAGAUCAUCGUCUCAGUGUGGAGAAAAGAGAAGAUGGAGAAAAGAAGGAGGCGUACUACUCCGGCAUCGUGGCCGAGAUACCCAACCCGGUCAACAAUUUCAGAUACCUGAUAUUCUUCGAUGACGGAUACGCGCAAUACGUGCAGCACGCCAACACGCGCCUCGUGUGCGAGUGCGCACCGCGCGUGUGGGACGAGGUGCACCCGUUCAGCCGUAACUUCGUGCGGGACUAUCUGCGGGCGUACCCGGAGCGACCCAUGGUGCGGCUACACGCCGGCCAGAGCAUCAAGACCGAGUGGGACGGCAAAUGGUGGGUCUCCAAAGUCCUGCAAGUGGACGCGUCCCUAGUCCUAGUGUACUUCGAAGGCAAAAAGGACAACAAGACAGAGUGGAUAUACCGCGGGUCCACUCGCCUCGCACCUUUAUAUCUGGAGUUGCAAGCAGCGGAAAGGACCAGAGCUCGGCCUUUACCGAGAGCGCAGGCUGCUAGAAGGUUCAACAUGCCGUACGUGGAGUACACCCGGUCGGACGAGGACAAGACCGCAGCCACGCCACAGGAGAUUCGCAGGCAGCGCGCCGUGGCCAAGAAGUCCACCGCGCUCCCCCCCACCCCCGCACCCCCCACCCCCGUCGCGAGGGACAACGUCACCAGCCGCGUCGUCUUCUACACGCCCAAAAACGCCAUUAAGCCCCACAAGAUGGCGCCACACACCUGCGGGCCGAGAUGCCGGCGUACGGACGUGUUGGCCCUCAAAGACUUGCGGACUUACAACCCGCUUACGAAACCUUUACUCAGCGGUUGGGAAAGACAAACAGUGAGAUACCGCAUACCGGCGACCAAGGCGGUCAUGUACCGAGCCCCGUGCGGCCGCCGAAUAAGAAACUACGACGAACUACACCGAUACCUGCAAGCCAUAAACAGCGAUAUGGGCGUGGACUUAUUCGACUUCAACCCGACUACGCACUGUUUGGCGGAGUUCUUGCUGAAUAAGUGUCUUAUAAGCAAAAAGGAUCUCUCCCACGGGAAAGAGAACGUUCCAGUUCCGUGCGUGAACUACUAUGACUCGUCAUUACCAGAGUUCUGUUCAUACAACACAGAGCGCACGCCCACGGCCGGCGUGCCUCUCAACCUGGACCCCGAGUUCCUGUGUGGAUGCGACUGUACCGACGACUGUGCUGACAAGUCCAAAUGCGCGUGCUGGAAGAUGACACUAGAGGGCGCUCGCACCAUUGGUUUGGAUACGACCGAAGUUGGCUACGUAUACAAGCGGCUACCCGAGCCUCUGCCGUCUGGCAUCUAUGAAUGUAACAGCAGAUGUAAAUGUAAGCAGACUUGUUUGAACAGGGUGGCACAACAUCCUUUGCAGCUAAAAUUACAGGUGUUCAAAACUGCGAAUCGCGGAUGGGGUAUCCGCGCGCUGAACGACGUACCGAAAGGCGCGUUUCUAUGCGUGUACGCUGGUAACCUACUCACCGACGCUACUGCCAAUCUGGACGGUUUGAACGAGGGAGACGAAUACCUCGCCGAGUUGGACUACAUAGAGGUGGUCGAGCAGAUGAAGGAAGGGUUCGAGGAAGACAUACCAGAGGACGCCAAGAAAGCCGACGAGGAUGAGAAUGAGUCGUCAUCAAUGUCGUCAUCUUCCGAGGAGGAACCGGAAAAGCAAGAUGGCGACGACGACUUCCGGCCCGCCAUGCCGGCGAGGCAGUACACGCCGUCUGAAUACAGCAAGCGCCUCCGUAAGCGCGAAAAAUCCAAGAAAGUGAAGGAAGAAAGAGAGAAGAAACAGAAAGACAAGGACGGCAACGAAGACUGCAUCACCAUCAGCGACGACGAAGAACUGAGAGAACCGGCUCACUUCUCCGCGCAGGCCGGCAUGGGCGGGAAGGGGUUCAUCUCAAAAUACAAAUCUGUGCGCACACUAUUCGGCAAAGACGAGGCGUGCUAUAUCAUGGACGCCAAGGUUCAGGGCAACAUCGGCAGAUAUCUCAAUCACUCGUGCACUCCAAACGUGUUCGUGCAGAACGUGUUCGUGGACACGCACGACCCGCGCUUCCCCUGGGUGGCGUUCUUCGCGCUCUCGCAGAUACGGGCGGGCACGGAGCUCACGUGGAAUUAUAACUACGAUGUGGGUUCCGUGCCCGGGAAGGUGCUGUAUUGCUAUUGCAACGCGCCUAAUUGUAGGGGGCGAUUGCUUUAA
Messenger RNA from Cydia amplana, 7068 nucleotides. RefSeq lists its product as uncharacterized. The record is from RefSeq and is a predicted model, not a curated record. The coding region runs from base 334 to 7068 and encodes 2244 amino acids. Gene Ontology annotation, biological process: negative regulation of gene expression; heterochromatin organization. Lineage: Eukaryota; Metazoa; Arthropoda; Insecta; Lepidoptera; Tortricidae. Gene Ontology annotation, molecular function: protein binding; zinc ion binding; histone H3K9 methyltransferase activity. The transcript has 43 exons. Gene Ontology annotation, cellular component: nucleus.